This is a messenger RNA of Linnemannia hyalina, 1023 nucleotides long. NCBI's taxonomy places the organism in Eukaryota, Fungi, Mortierellomycota, Mortierellomycetes, Mortierellales, Mortierellaceae. The record is from the annotation of a GenBank genome assembly.
AUGAACAUGGACACUAAUAAAGCUAAUCAGGCCGCAGCUUCGGCGGCUAGCCAAGCUGCUGCUGUAGCUCGUCAGAAACGGUUGAAGGCGGGCACAGCCUGCACAAACUGCCGUAAAAAGAAGCUGAGAUGCACCGGAACCCCUAAUUGUGCCCGGUGUGUCACCCAUAAACUUGAUUGUGUCGUCGACGAGGCCCUGUUCCUGAAGACCAAUAGCGCUAAAAGCUUAUUCGCCAAAACCGCCGCGGGCACUCGACUUUCUACUUCUUUGUCUUCCUCCAACAACAACAUCAACGCCUCUUCCUCUACUUCUGCACAACGUCUUGAUCAGCAAAAACACGCUCACCCAUAUCACCCCGUGUCACACUCCAAACACCAACAACAGCAGUUCCCACACCCUUCUGAUCCCUAUUACCCUCGCGACCAUGGUUCUUCCUCCUCUGGUGGCUCCGGUGACGAAAUGAUGGACGCAAUUCGUCACGAUCCCUACAGCUUCCACACCGAUCGUCGUAUGUCUGGCAGCAGUAUGACAAGUCUCUCGAGUCUCAGUCCUGGCCCCUCCUCUCCUUCAACCUUUGGCCACAACUCUUACCCUCCCUUGGGUUCAUCCUCUUCUUCCUCCAACUACUAUCCAAAGACGAAUUCCGGCUCACGAACAAAUGCUACGACUGCUGAUGCUUCUCAAACAUCCGCUGGUAAAGCAUCCAAGAGUCGCCCCCCAGCACCAACCAUCUCCAUCCCUAACGCCGGCGCCACUGAAUCAUACUCGUCUCCAUCCACAUCCUCGGCUCCAGUAACCGCCAGCAAGAAAAGAGCCUCAAAGGACCAAGGCUCGACCAAACUAAAACAGAAGAGAACCAAUUCCAAGGCAGCAGCGGACACGAGUUCGACGGGGCCAGGUCUGGAUGCCGAUCCUUGCUCGCCUACCUUUCCUCUCCAAGACUCGUCCAAAUCAACUAAGAAGAAUGGAGAGCAAAAGUCUGUCGUGAGCACUAUGAGUCUUGAUGGACAUGGCCAACAGUAA